CACAAAGUACUCAAAAACUUUGUUCUUAAUUUGAUUGUUUUGAGUUUAUUUUUAUCUGAUAAUGGCUACAUCAAGUGAUUCCUCUAUGUCAACAUAUGCAUCGUGUGCUCCUAUUACAGGAGAGCGCAAGCUCAACCUGGACCUGCAGAAGCAGCUUCCAAAACCAUUACUUCCUUCUCAUUUAUUUUCAACCCAUAUGGAUCUUUUAUUUAUUUAUUUAUUUUAUUUGUUCAUGUAUAUUUUGUGUUUAGUGCAUGUUUGGAGUGAUCACAAGUUCAUGCAAUAGACGUGGUAUAGUGAGUCAUGGUUAUUUUGUAUUGGUUAGUGGACUAAUUUGACCUGUCAUUCUAAGGUUAAUGGACUAAUUUAACCUCAAUUCAAUUACUUUACUACAAAAUUCUACAUGCUACGUUAAAGUAGGCAAAUAAAAUAAAUGAGAAUCUGUCGCGUUAGAUUUAUAAUCCAGAACAAAACCAACAUCUAUCUCUAUCCAUAUGCAUGUCAUGAGUUUUUCAUAUUGGAAUUCCUGAAAUAAACAUUUCCUUCUAAUAUGUCACUAGAUCUAGCACGGGCUUUGGUGGCAAUCGAUCCUGACCAUCCAAAUGGAACAGAAGGGAGGGAUAACCACAAUAUGAGCGUGCUCCAGCAGCAUGUUUCUUUCUUUGACAGGAACAAAGAUGGGAUUGUGUAUCCAUGGGAGACUUACCAGGGUUUUCGAGCAGUAGGGUGCAACAUUUUUCUGUCGUUGAGUGCGGCUUUUUUGAUCAAUCUUAUACUUGGAUACAGCACUCAACCUGGAUGGCUUCCUAAUCCUCUACUACCUAUUUAUGUGAAGAACAUCCAUAGAUGCAAACAUGGAAGUGACUCUGAAACAUAUGACACAGAAGGAAGGUUUGAGCCAUCAAAAUUUGAUGCAAUUUUCAGUAAAUACGCGCUGACAUAUCCUGAUGCAUUAACAUCAAAAGAGCUAGACAAGAUGCUUGAGGCCAACAGAAAUCUCACUGAUUUCAUAGGCAGGCUCAUAAGCUUGGGUGAGUGGAGGCUUCUUUAUAGUUUGGGGAAAGAUGAGCAAGGUUUGUUACACCGAGAAACCAUUAGAGGAGUCUUUGAUGGUAGCUUGUUCGAACAAUUGGAGAAGAAGAGAGCUUCUUCCUUGAAAAAGAACUAGAUGUUUCUGACAAAAGUACUUGGUGCUCAAUUGCAAAAACUUUCAUGUUUCCUGUAUACUGUUGCUGUCAAAACAAUAAUAAUAUAAAACAAAUUAAGGAGUUAGAAAAUUCA
This is a messenger RNA of Asparagus officinalis (garden asparagus), 1281 nucleotides long. RefSeq names its product probable peroxygenase 3. The coding region runs from base 551 to 1168 and encodes 205 amino acids. The transcript is spliced from 5 exons. Gene Ontology annotation, molecular function: calcium ion binding; monooxygenase activity. The record is from RefSeq and is a predicted model, not a curated record. NCBI's taxonomy places the organism in Eukaryota, Viridiplantae, Streptophyta, Magnoliopsida, Asparagales, Asparagaceae.